CUGGUCAUGCAGGGCCGCCUAGGCGAGGCUAAGAGAGUCCUCAACAAAACCUCCAAUUCCAAAGAAGAAGCUCAGAUAAAGCUCAGCGACAUUAAAGAAGCCGCUGGAAUCCCUCUAGACUGUGACGACGACAUUGUUCAGGUUACAAAACGCAGCCAUGGUGAAGGCGUCUGGAAAGAGCUGUUUAUCUACCCAACUCCCCCCGUCCGACAUGUCUUGGUCGCUGCCAUUGGAAUCCACUUUUUCCAGCAAGCCUCAGGGAUCGACUCUGUUGGACUCUAUAGUCCAAGAAUCUUCGAGAAGGCCGGAAUCACUUCCGAUGGCCACAAGCUACUCGCGACCAUAGGCGUUGGAUUCGUCAAGACCACUUUCAUAUUAGUUGCCACGUUUCUACUAGAUCGGGUCGGGCGGCGGCCAUUGCUCCUCAUCAGCGUUGCCGGAAUGAUAAUUUCGUUGGGCACCCUCGGGGUAGGGCUCACAAUAAUCGACCACUCAGAGAAAGAGCUGACGUGGGCAGUGGUGCUUUGCAUGCUGUUGGUCCUAUCUAACGUGGCGUCGUUUUCAAUUGGAAUGGGGCCGAUUGCAUGGGUGUAUAGCUCGGAGAUCUUCCCGUUGAGGCUCCGUGCGCAGGGGACGAGUAUGGGAGUGGUAGUGAAUAGGGUGACGAGUGCGGUUAUAUCCAUGACAUUCAUUUCACUGUACAAAGCCAUAACGAUCGGCGGCGCAUUCUUCCUGUACGCCGGAAUUGCGGUUGUGUCGUGGAUUUUCUUUUACAUGUUCUUGCCGGAAACUCAGGGGAAGACGUUGGAGGAGAUGGAGGGGCUGUUUGGGAAAUUCAAUUGGAAGUGUUCAAAGGGAAAGAAGGAAAAUGAGGAAGAAUUUGAAGGCAACAGUAACGGUCAGGUUCAAUUAGGAAAUGUCAAUGGGCAAAGCUCGGCGUAAUGGUAGUUUAGUAAAUAUAUGUGCUAAGAAAUUUUAGAUCACAUAUGUUAUCCUUAAAAAUUGCCUGCGGGUGGAAUUGAAAGGAGUUAGGGGCAUAAGAGAAUUGAAAAUUAAAUAAAUUGAGAAUCCUUUC
This is a messenger RNA of Rubroshorea leprosula, 1075 nucleotides long. The record is from the annotation of a GenBank genome assembly. NCBI's taxonomy places the organism in Eukaryota, Viridiplantae, Streptophyta, Magnoliopsida, Malvales, Dipterocarpaceae.